Messenger RNA from Penicillium bovifimosum, 1104 nucleotides. RefSeq lists its product as uncharacterized. The coding region runs from base 1 to 1104 and encodes 367 amino acids. Lineage: Eukaryota; Fungi; Ascomycota; Eurotiomycetes; Eurotiales; Aspergillaceae. The record is from RefSeq and is a predicted model, not a curated record. The transcript has 2 exons.
AUGAUUUCCACUAUCUCUAGCUUCUUCCUAUGUACACGGGAAUUCGAGAGCUCUCCACGCGAUGCUGCUGUUGAAGGUGCAAGGCGCCUGUGGAACGAAUGCAUUCAGCAUCCUUCCACGGUUAUCGAACGAGCAAAUUAUUCGGGCCUUCAUAUCAAAUGCUCUGAUCUUGGCGGAGAUCAGAUAGCUGCGAAAUCUCGAUUCUUCGCACCCCUUGGGGAGAAUGUCAUUCCCUUGCCCCAUCUCGAGGAUAAAGACACCCUAAAGACGCUCGAAGAUCAACGCAAAUAUCGCAGAUCGAUCAAGGAAAACCCUAUGGCCCAUGAUAUCGGCAGCCAGACACAAGGCCUCGUGAAUAUUAUCCGGGUGAUGUUUCAGGUUAUUCUACGUGAUACGACGCAGAUUGCGUCGGGGAAAUACCUGUCGUUGCAAUCUGCCACCGGCUGGCAGAUUAGAGAGGUCGUCCCAUUCAUAAUCAACGAGCAAUUCCUCCGAUCAUGCGUCGAUCCACCGGUCCCGGCGUACGCUUACGUCUACAACGAUGGGAAGCCCACUGGCAAAUUCAUACAUUCUCACACCAUCAUUGCGCUCGAGAUAUGCGAGGAGCCUGGUGAGAGGCUGACUCGCUUGGAGGCUCUCGCUAUUAUUGCAGUGACUAUUACACGCCUAGAGGGUGAUAACCUCCCCAAACGAUGCAAGACGGUCCCUGUCAUGGUCAUCAGCACGUUUGGAAGGAUGAAAGCUCGAAUCUUGACCGCACACUACGAAUCCGAAGAACUGAUCAUUAGGAAGACGCCCUUGCUCGAUUUUGCAGAAGAUGGACCAGCGGAGGCCAACAUGGCUCUCUUUAUGAGGUGUAUGGCCUCUAAGGCUAUUGAUGGUCCACCAGUAACACCGACAACCGCUACUUACCCAGGAGCUCCCCACAACACGCCUACGUCACCGCUGCAAGAUCGCGUGUCUAUGUCCUCCACAACUUCACAAGACGGAUCGGAGGCCAUUAUCACUUCCAGGAUUAGGAAUGCCAAUGAAAGCGACACCAACGGGAAAAGGCCCACACCCAUUGAGGUACUUUACAGUUGGCAGGAUGAUCUCAGUGACUAA